Messenger RNA from Pochonia chlamydosporia 170, 1020 nucleotides. RefSeq lists its product as hypothetical. The record is from RefSeq and is a predicted model, not a curated record. NCBI's taxonomy places the organism in Eukaryota, Fungi, Ascomycota, Sordariomycetes, Hypocreales, Clavicipitaceae. The transcript has a single exon. Bases 1 to 1020 code for a protein of 339 amino acids.
AUGCCUGUCCAGCUUCUCCCGGCUUCGGCCGCAGCCUUUGCCCCGAGGGCAUCUUCUGUCAACGUUGUUUUGGGAUCCAAGGUUGAGGGAUGGCUUACACAAACUUUGAAGCGAGUCAACAGGGUAAAACGUCCUCUCAACAGCGUCCCUCAACACCAAAGAUGCCUUACCGAGACCUUGUCCUCACCCAAUGCCAUCUGGACUCUUGCCUCCAUCAUGCUGCCCAAGCUUCCCGAAGCUGAGAUGCCCACCGAGGAACCCGAACUCUACUUUAGCUAUCAGCUGGUUCACAUUGAGGCCUAUAUUGUUCACGUCGAUAUGGUCUUGCGCAACGAAGUCGCCUACAAACUCACAACCGAUACAAUCGAUGCCCUGGUCGAGUACCACGAGAAGAUCCAUUGCGUUGACGCCAAGGCAAACACCUACGACUGGUCAGAGAAGGAGCAACAGUGCAAAAAGCUCCACGAAGACUUUGUCCAGGCUGUCAACAAGUUUGUCUACCGCACUCAUGUCAGCGCCCUGGAAGGUCUCGAAGAGGAGGGUGCUGGUGAAUUGCUCUGCGGCAAAAGUGAAGAGGUCAAGAACAACCUCAUCGGACUGAUGAAGCCUCUACUGCCUCCACCCCCCCGCGUUGUGGAUGUUGUGCGCCAACCUCCUCUCCUCCCCAGCUCUCCGGUCAACAAUAUGUGGUCACAGCCUGCCAUGCACGGCUCCCUGCCCGCCGUGGAACCAUGGCGAGUCCUGCCUUCAAGCCCAAGCGUGACGUCGACAUCAGCAGAUUCCAGCGCUUCCAUGUGGGCGACCAUGGGCAUGAGCGACGUCCAGAUGCCCUCGCCUACCCCGGCCUUUACCCAACCACACGUCACUGCUGCUCUCUACUUCAGCUCGCCACCCAUCAGCGCGCCAAUGCCCGCAGCUCUGCCUCUGCCUAGCAUGCUUGCAUCAUCACAAUGUGGCGUAAGCGUCGGCAUGGGUGGAUUCGGUUGGGAUCGCUACCAGGAGUACGCGACUAUAAUGUGA